CGCCCUUUAUUUUCUGCAUAAUUUAUAUAUUUAAAAACUUGUUGCGUUACUAAACUUUGAGAACGAUGAGAGAAAAGGCCUUCAACAAAAUCGACAUUAAUAGUAAAAGGUAAAUUUAUUAGAGGAAGAUAAAAAUAAAAAUUGUUUCUACUAAAUAAUAACAACAAUUUUUGUUCAUUUUCUUUGAUUUUUAAGAAUUUAUUUUGUUUUGAGACCAGGAAAUGACCAGAAAAUCAAUUAAUUUAUUUUUAUUUUAUUUUUUAUUAUUUAAUAUUAUUUGUAUUUUUGUUUUAACAACUGCCAAUAAUCAUGAAAAUAAAAAACAUCAUAAACAAAAAGACGAGACUAACAACAUAACUGAAAUAAUUGACAAAGAAGUUAAACCUGAGAGAGGCGAAGUUGAAUCUAAAAAAGAAGAUAAUAAUAAUUCCAAAAAAGAUGAAAAAGAAAAUAAAAUUUUAAUUAAUUUAUUAGCAGAUGAAAUUAAAAAUAAUAAUUCUUUGGAAGAAAAACAGGACAAAAUAAAAAUUGAAGAAAAACCAAAAAAUGAUACGACAAAGGAAGUAAAUGAAGAGAAGAAAAAAGAAGGAAAUAAAAAUCAUCCAAAAAUAAAUGAAAAGAAAAAAGACUUGGAAAAUGAGGAAAAACAAAAAGAAUUGGAAAUUAAAACAAAAAUAAUUAAAGGAAGAAAUAAUUUAAGAAAAUCUGAAAAAGAAACGAGAUUAGGUCGAAAAAAUAAAAAUUUAUCAAAAUUACGUAAAGGAAAGGAAAAAGUAAAAGGAUUAAAAGGGAAAUGGAAGAGCGGUAUAAAUGAACAUUUAGCUUUGUUAAGUGAUGAAGAAAUUGAAAUGCUUGGUGGGGAUGUUUUGCCUCCGGGUAUAGAAGAAGCAGAACCUCGUUCUCUUCCAAGAAUAGAACCUUCUAAUGUUACUGAACCAGAAUUAAAAUUUGUUGAAAAAUUUGUUUUGGAAAAUGAUGAGGGGGAAUUGACAAAUAUAACUUGCAGCGAUUAUGUUUUUGAUAUUCGAGAUAAAUGGCCAGAAUGUAAAGAAAUAAUUAACAAUAUUCGAGACCAAUCACUUUGUAAAGAUUGUUGGGCAAUUUCUGCUACUUCCACUUUUACUGAUCGUAGAUGUAUUGAAAUGGUUAAAAAUAAAAUACCAAUAGAAGUGAUAGACUCUUUUUUUGCUUCUGCAUAUGAUACUGCUGUCUGUUCUGAUUCUCCUAAUCGUGAUGCCUGUACUGGCGGUUCAUCAGGUGUAGCCUGGCAGUGGUUUGAAAAGGUUGGAGUUGUUAGUGGACAUAAUUUCCAAAUGGGUGGAUGUAUUCCAUAUCCAUUUCCACCAAUUGAAGAGGCAACAACUACACCUCAAUAUGCCUUUAAAAAGAACUGUAAAGAUAUUUGUUCAAAUACAGCUUACGGAAAUGAAACUUUUGAAUAUGAACUUGACAAAAGAAAAGCAAAAAAUGUCAGAGCUUUAUAUGCUAAAGACUUGCCUAAAGGCCAAAAAACUUGGGAAAAAGAAAUGAAAGAAGCCAUAUUUAAUGGUGGAUCAAUCAGUGCUUCGUUUUUGCUCCACAGAGAUUUUGUUGAGAAUUACAAAUCGGGUAUUUACAAUUAUAUAGAAAGUCCCUGCGCAGGUAGAGACUCUAUCAGUGGUUGUAUUGGACAUGCUGUUCGUUUAAUUGGUUAUGGGAAUUAUACCUGUUCUGAUGGAAGUUUUCAAAAAUAUUGGCUUGGAAUAAAUUCUUUUGGAAGUAAUUGGGGAGAAUUAAAUGGAUUUUUUAAAUUUGUUAGAGGGAUUAAUGAAUUGGAUAUUGAAAAGAGACAAAUAGCUUUUGGAACUCCUAUACUUUAA
Molecule: messenger RNA, 1859 nt
Organism: Meloidogyne enterolobii
Lineage: Eukaryota; Metazoa; Nematoda; Chromadorea; Rhabditida; Meloidogynidae
Source: the annotation of a GenBank genome assembly